This is a messenger RNA of Sipha flava (yellow sugarcane aphid), 1611 nucleotides long. RefSeq names its product dual specificity protein phosphatase MPK-4-like. Gene Ontology annotation, cellular component: nucleus. The record is from RefSeq and is a predicted model, not a curated record. The transcript has 7 exons. Gene Ontology annotation, molecular function: protein tyrosine/serine/threonine phosphatase activity. Gene Ontology annotation, biological process: protein dephosphorylation. Lineage: Eukaryota; Metazoa; Arthropoda; Insecta; Hemiptera; Aphididae. Bases 182 to 1147 code for a protein of 321 amino acids.
UUGUUGUUUACCUAUUUGUUCACUAUAUAGUAGUGUGUAGGAUGUUCUAUAGUAUUACUGGUAUAUGGAAUAGUCAUAUUUACAGUAAUGUGCGACAAAACAACUGAUAAUCAGUCACUGAUUAUAAAAUACAAUUUACCGGGCUAUUUUAUUUUGAUGUUUGUGUUCAAUAUAUAUUAAAAUGUCAAAUUUGUGUAGAGAUGAUUUUGAUUCGGGUCCUAAACACAUUUAUUACAUUGAAGAAGGUCUAUGGCUAGGAAACUUGACAGCUGCCAUAGAUUUAUCGUUUUUGAGAAGCAACAGAAUAAAUAAUAUUGUGACAGUAGAUUCUUGUCCACUGCCAGAGAUUAUUUUGGAUUUGAGAGAUAUACAUAUUAAAUUCAUUCAAGUUACUGAUAUGGCCGGAGAAGAUAUUUUGAGCCAUUUUGAUAGUGCAUAUGAAUUUAUAAAAAAUGCUCAAGAAAAAAGUUCUGUUCUUGUGCAUUGCUACUUUGGAAUAUCUAGAAGUGCUUCAAUCAUUACAGCUUAUCUUAUGAAGAAAUAUAGAAUAAAUUUUGAUGAUGCAUUUGAAAGAGUUAAAAAUAAAAAUGCAGCUGCUUUACCAAAUAUUGGUUUUCAAGCACAACUUUGUUUGUAUGAAAUUCUUGGCUGGAAAAUUGAUAAAGACAAUAUGCAAUAUAAAUUAUUCAGACUGAAAAUAGCUGCUAGAAAAGUUAAAAAAGUUAAAAUUUUACCACAAGACUGCAUUGAUGUAAUUAAAGGAGAUCCAUCUUUAAUAUCAGCUAGACCAGAUCCAAAAGUUUAUCGAUGUCGUAAAUGCAGGAGAAUUGUUGCUUUACAAUCAAAUGUGUUACCACAUAUUAUUAAUGAAAAAUUGUCAUGGAAAGAUUCAAAAUGGUCUUCAAAUUAUUCUGACUUUCAGCUAUGUUCAGAAACUAUCUUUGUUGAACCAAUGUCUUGGAUGUCAGUAAACCAUUCAGAAAAUGGAAAAAUUAAUUGUCCAAAAUGUUGUUCUAAAUUAGGCUCAUAUAGUUGGACUAUGGGAUGUCAAUGCCAAUGCGGUGCCAAAGUUUCUCCAGCAUUUUAUUUUGUGCCAUCAAAAAUAGAUUACAGUGGGUUUUUACAAAAUGUUCAGGCUACUGUUUAAAAACUAUUAUAUUUGCUUUAAUGUUAUUAAAUAAUUAAUAAUUAAAAGCAGUAAAUUUAAUAUCCACAUAACUAAAAGAUAUUCUAUCUUAAAUGAAUGUUAUAGUUAGACUGACGGAUUGUUUUUAAUUGAUCUUAACUUUUCAAGUUAAAAAUGCUCAGUGAUAAUAUUUUUAAUUAUAUACUACAUAUAUAAUUAUUUUAGCUAUUUUCCAAUAUAUUUAUUAUCACCAAGAUACCUAUAUUUUCCCCGUCUAAACAUUUUAAUAACUCAAUACAUCAUAAUCAUCUCUAAUUUAACAUUUUGAAUAUUUUUUGGAACUACCUAAUUCAGGUUUAUUAUUUUAUUAGAUUUUAAUUUGUUUUUCAUUUAACUUAUAAGUUAUGAAUAAUUAUGUUCUUCCCGAUUUUGCAUAUAUAACAUUUGUUAUUUAAGAAAAUUUUGAUAUAUUAUGUAACCAACCA